Molecule: messenger RNA, 6628 nt
Organism: Carassius gibelio (silver crucian carp)
Lineage: Eukaryota; Metazoa; Chordata; Actinopteri; Cypriniformes; Cyprinidae
Gene: rp1
Product: oxygen-regulated protein 1
Exons: 3
Coding region: 1-6288 (2095 amino acids)
Biological process (GO): retina development in camera-type eye; photoreceptor cell development; intracellular signal transduction
Cellular component (GO): axoneme
Source: RefSeq, a predicted model, not a curated record
AUGAGCACAACACACAUUAAUGAUGCACCCCAUCCUGACAUAUCUGUGGGGAGUGUGCAGACAUUGGUCUCCAGAUCACUAAACCCCCAACCAGACCCCACUACUACUAAGAGAGUAUGUUUCUACAAGAGCGGGGACCCUCAGUUCACAGGGCACCGGAUGGUCAUCAACAGCCGCACUUUUAAAACCUUUGAUGCCCUUCUAGAUGCUCUCUCCAAGAAAGUGCCUCUGCCAUUUGGGGUAAGGACCAUAACGACACCCAGGGGAACACAUGUUGUCCGCACCCUUGAUGAUGUGCAGGAUGGGAGCUCUUAUCUGUGCUCAGAUCAGAAAAAGGUCAAGCCUUUUAACUUGGAUGAGGUCCAUAAGAGACAGGUCCCUUGGAACACUACCAGACCUGUCAGUGCGGGACGUCAAGCACGCAGGGAACUGGUCCGGCAGCAAGUAAAGAGAAAUGAAGUGACCACAAGGGCAGGAAAAAUGGCAGAAAACAGAGUAAUGGUACGAACACCAAAGAGACUGACAGUGUACAAAAACAGGGAUCCAAGUAUGAAGCGAGUAGUUGUUCUUCAUAGAAGAACAGCUCCAAGUUUUAAUGCUCUUUUGGAUUAUCUUUCUCAAUUGAUGCAGUUCCCAGUUGUGAAGCUUUACACAGAAGAUGGCAGAAGAGUUGAAGGACUUCCUGCCCUCAUCUUGUGCUCUGGGAUUGUUGUUGCAGCUGGUAAUGAACCCUUCAGAACAGGAAUCUAUGAUCUCCAAGCUCCUACUAAAGUCCAGUCAAGGAUAUCUGAAUCUUUUCAUCCAACACAAACUGAGACACUACUACAAGAAAAAAAGAUUCCAUCUGGGACUAUUUCAAGAUCAAGGAAUUUCUCUUUAUCUUCUGAGAGGUUCCUUGUAGAGCAGAUCAAUAAGUCACUAAAUGGAAAUCUGACAGAGCACAACAGGACAAAUAAUGAAUCAAUGGAAACCGAAGGCAGUCAGCCUUUGGGAUCAGAUGAGAUGGAGACCUGUGACUGUACGAAUGGUGUGGAGCAGAGGAAUUGCCCCAUUAUGCCUACUGAAGACGACAUUGAAAAAUCUUUUCGGGUCAAUGAAGAUGGCAGCAUGACAGUGGAGAUGAAGGUGCAUCUUACUAUAAAACAAGAGGAAAUGAUCCACUGGACAACUACACUGAGUCGCAUUUCCGUUAAUAACCAGCAGAGGUGCAAUUCCAAGCCACAUUCAGGUGUAAACUCAUUAGAAGUAACCAAUGACUCAGGCAAAGAGUCGAAUGGACCUCACAGCCUAGAUUCUAAAGAAAUCAAUACACUCGCUAACAAAUCUGUAGGAUUCAUCAAUGAAGAAAAGGAACAUUAUGGCAGUGAUACAUCAUCUGAAAUGCCCAAGUCCAUCUAUAGAAGGCUACCCACUCCAGGUCCCAGACAAAAAAGAAAAGAGGCCUCAGUCGAAAACAUCAAAACUGUUUCAGAGACUGAAGUUCAGGAGAGUACCGUAGGUGCAUACUCAUACAUGGAGCGAACUGGACAAGGAGAGUUGACGGAGGGUUAUUGUGUGGUCAGUCACAACAGUAGCAGCAGCACAAGAACUGUGUCAAAAUCUGGGAAGAGUGAAUUGGGGGAGGCUAAGCAGAAAAAGUCUGACACUUCCUUUAGAUCAUCAGGUGUUACACAGAUUCUUCAGCUACAAAACAAUGGGACGAUGGGAAUAACAGAGACUGUGAUGCACAUAUAUGAAUCACAGGGUACGUGUGAAAAUUACAAUGCAAAUACACAGGUGUAUAUGGACAACAAGGCUGGAUAUCACACAAAAGCUUUGCCUCAAAUCAAGCCAGGCUCAACAGACUCAGGACCCCGUUCGUCAAGUAAUGAUUGCGAUGUAGAUCUCACUAGGCAGUCCACAAGUUCCAACUCCCAGGAUGGUGCAAAAUCCAAUAUGCUAUCAUUAUCAUCUGCCUGUUCAACACCUCCAAAAAAGACAAACAACAAUCCAUCCAUCCUCACCGAUGAUGAAAAACAAACAUUGGUUGAGGGUAUGUCUGAAAGGACUGAAAAGAAAAUUAUCCAUCCAGCAGCAGCGAUGGAACAAGUCUCUGAAGAUAAAAGCAUUGUUAGUAAUAAUAAAAAUAAUGCACCAAAGUCGAAAAAAUCUAAGAAAAGUACUUCUUCUGAAUCAUCUGGAUUUGUGAGAAAAAUAAGGGGCAGUAUUCCGGGGUCUUCAAAAGACCUACAAAUGACGUCAGACACACUAAGUCACACAGUAUCAGAGAAAAAGACUAGCUCAGCAGAAAGUGACAGACGUGAACACAAAGCUGUAAGAGACAAAAAUAAGAAGACAAAAACAUUUGAAAGUUCUCCAAAGAUUAGAGACGUUAAUCUCAGUACAAGGAAUCAAAGUCGGUCAGAUGAAGAUCUCAAGAUAAAAGAUAAAACUAUUAAAGACAUUUCCCACAAAGUGAAAACAAAUGACCAUGAUUCUCAUGGGCCUAAACUAAAGAGGAACAGUUUAGACAUUCAGUCGCCAGCCCCAAUAAAGAGGCUACCGAAACAAAGGUCAAUGAAUGGUGUCAGAUCAAAAAAGUCCUCUAAACAAAAACAGGAGUUGAGUGAAAGUGUAUCAUUGCCUGUGCUACAAUUAUCCUCCUCCAGUGUAAAUCAAUACGUUGAAAGCUGGCUAAAUAAAAUUGAACCAGAAUCUUUGCCCUACCAUGAUGAGACAAGCUAUCCAGAGAUUGUACCAAGAGCAGUUUUCCAGAUAGGGAGUGACUCCACUGAUGGCUCUGAGAUUAAAAAUAACCCUGAAAUAGAUCGCGUAGAUGUUGAAGGCCCUUCUCUCGAAGAUAAUGCUGAUGAGAGGCCAACUUCUCGCCCACCUGUACAAAUAAUGUGUGAGGGAGAGCCAACCGAACCACAGAGGCAGAGAGGAUUUUGUAAAUCGAUGCCAAUUUUGAGGUUACAUUCUGAACAGGAAGGUCUUGUAAGAAUGCACAAGUCGUCUGAGAACUUGGCCCCUCCUGACACUUCUGGGACAUCACAAAAUACAGAGGUCAGAGUUACGUCAGGCAUGAAACCAGUUUUGCAGCAGUUGUGUUUGUCUGUUCAGUCCAUCAAGCAGGCGUUGAGUCCAACCCGCUUAACACCUCUGGAAAGGGAAAAGUCGAGUAGCCUCCCGGAUUUUUCCUCUCAGGUGGCCUCUGCCUUUGGGUCUCCCUCAAGAGCUCUUCUGUCUUUCUUGUCACUGAUGACUUUGAGAGAUGGAAUUUCAGUCCUCUACAAAAAUGAAUCACAAGCCAGCAACUCUAAUUUCUGUCCAGAGGCCCUGCAGGUAAUGCAGUCCUUGGAAAAAAUAUCCAGUAUUAAAGAUGAAGAUGAGGUAAAGGCCAGCUUGACCAGUCUUCAAAGUUCUACUUCAUCCAAACUAAAACAAAGCUGGAGAGAUUUCCAGGGCCAAAAUGUCUUUGAAGAGAGUCCGCCGCUGUCACCAAGAUUCUCAGAGCAGGAGUUUGCCGUAGAAGUGGACUUAGAAGGAGAAACAGGAGAUCAGGACAAACAGUGCAGUUUUAGUAUAGAACAGUUACUGGAUGAACUGAACAUGCCUGAAGAUAUUCACAGAGAGAUUUCAUCUCUUGUUGAAGGAGAACUACAGUAUUUUAAUCAAGAAGACGUAAUCAAACAUGAUGAUACCAUCAGUGAAAUUUCAGGUAAAGAAAAGGAAAAUGAAGAUGGCUCGUUAAGUGGUAGUUUAGAGAAAGCUGCUGACAUGGAAGAGGAAAAGGAGAAUAUUGACCAAGACAAUGACAAAACCAAUGAUCAAAUGGAACAAGAAUCUCAGGAAUUGUGUUUAAUCCAAGCUCAUUCCCCUGACUCCGAAACUAUAGAUGAGGACAUGGGUAAUGAAGAUUCUGGUAUAGCAGUGCCCAUUCAGUCACCUGAGGGUAAUGGUAGUGAUUCAAGUAAAGCAGAGGUUUUAGAAACAUCUGAUAACAACCAGAUGAAUACAGAGAACAUGCAAGAAAGGGUAAUGCAUGAAGACUCUGAAUCUGAAAACAAAGAUGGUGAUGGAAAUCAUUCUCCAACAUCAGAACAAAAAAUAACAGAUGUAGAUGUAGAAGACGUCUCUGAGCUCUCUGAUCACCAAGACAAUAUUUGUGACAGAGAGGACAAUGGAAUGCCAGAGAUCAUAGAAGAACGAGACACUGAUGUAGAGGAGGAGGACAGCAUUCAGAACAUCAGGAUAAAUAGCCAGCAAUCAGAUGCUUCAGAACCCGAAGACACAAAUGCCAAAUGCUCAUGUCCAGCAUCAGAAACUGAGUGUGUGCCAUUUUCAGACAGAGAGGCAGCUGAGCUAAAUGAGGACAGUCAGCACAAUACAGUUGAGGACUGCGUCAGAGAGGAAGCUGAACUUUCUGAUUUUGAGGAAACAAUUAGUGAUGGAGGACAUGAACAAGAAAACAAGUCCAUCUCAUCAGAAUGUAUUUCCAUUCACUCAGAGACAACAUCACCUCAUUGUGAUACAGAGGGUGAAAGUAGAGAGCGAACAUUAGAGUCAUCCAGCCAAGAAGAUGAUCACGUGAUGUCUCCUGAUGUCAAAGAUAAAAAUCAACAAGAAGAUGUGCCAGAGAACUCAGAAGGUGAGGAUCAUGAUCCACACUGCAACAGCAGUACUCAAUAUGGUAGUAACGAUGAAAAUAGUAUGACUAGUGAAGCUGAAUACGUGAAAACACAACAGAUUGAAAAUGGGCUUGUGGAAGAUCAUGACAUUAAUGAAGUGGACCAUGAGAACUCUGAAGUUUGUGAACGAGUAGAUCCAGAUGCUGAACCAGACUCUUGUACAAUCUCUGAUCCUGAGGUUGCGGAUGAGGAUGUCACAGAAACAAAGCCAAACACAAGUGAUUCCGAACCCUGCAAAGUCCAGACAUUAGAGAAAGGUAGUCUGACUAAAAAGGACAGUUCUGCUGAAGAGUGUGAUGUAGAAGAAGAAGACUCGGUUUCGCUUGAUUCUCAUAAUAGUGUGAAUAGUGUUAGACACUCUUGUACUGAUAAUAAAGAUUCUGUGGAAGGGGAGUCAUAUGGCAGUAUGAGUACAAGUGAGCACCAGUUUGAGAAAGCCGAGAGUUUAGGUAUGGAGCAUGGCUAUCAUUAUCUACUACAUCCAACUGAGAUCUCACAAGAGCUGCUAGACCUAAUUAAUUCGGCUUUGUUGUCUUCUACCCUGACUGUCAAAUGUGAUUCAAAUGGCAACCUCAGAAUAGAACCAGACAAAGACAAAAUUAGGGAUAUGUUUAUGGCUUGCCAAAAGAUAGAUAAUGAGUAUGGUCAAAAAUGUCUCCCGAGCCCAAAUACAUCAGAUUUGUCUGAUUAUAGGCCUGAGACAUCCGACAAUGGUGGGUACCAGUCGCAGGAGCUUUUUACAGAGAGUGGAGAAGAGGAGGCGGAGAGGUUACGGAUCUUUCAAGAAAUCAUUAAACGAAGUUCAGAGAAGCCAAAAAUAAUAAACCAUGUAAAAGAAAGUGGCUUGAUUAAGUCAUCCACAUGGAUGACAUCAAAACCCACUCCCAGUCCAAGUUUAAAAAGCAGCAGUCUUGCUUCUUUUCAGGAUACAAAAAGCGCAAUCCAAGAGACAGUAUCCCACAGUAGAUCACCAAGCGAUAAAAGUUCACUUGACAGAGACUAUAAAUCAGUACAGUGCAUGGCUUUAAAAGACAAUGUGGACUCUGGAGAGGGAGUGCUGAUUGAUAAAGGCAGGUGGCUUCUCAAGGAAAACCACCUCAUCCGUAACUCUCCUCCUGCAACUAUGGGGAUGUAUGGAAAUGGAGACACAACAUCAGCUGACACGGCUCAGGACAACAAAAGUGAGGAUUCAGCCUACCCAUAUUGUGAGAACCAAGCAUCGCCUCUGGCUGUAAUAUCCUCUUCUGAGCUGGAGGACAUGGCUAAACCCCCUACACCAAAGUGUACAUACUUCAAUAUGGCACAUAGCAGUGACUCUGAUCCUCUCUUAGAUGCCCAAAGUGUCAAUAAUGGCAGCAGUGGAGGGAACGCUAGAAGAAACAAGGAACUUAAGGUAUCUCCGAUGGGUGAGUCCUCUAAAAUGUGGGCAAAGAAAAAUGGAAGUAUGUCUUCAUUUGCAUCUGUUGAGUUCAAACUGCCUGAUGGUAAAGUUCAUCCUCAGGAGGGAUCGGGAUCUGGUACUAACAGAUCUCAAAGUCAAGACAGUCGGAGAGUACAAGAGGAGGAGUCGAGGGAGGGUCUAAAUCUCAGGUGUGGGCAACACUGCCCAAUUCUAUAGAUCUAAAGGGAAAAAAAAAACCAGCCACCAGCACUUCUAUUUAAAGUAUUGUCAGAUUAAUUUAUUGGUAGUAGCUUAUUUAGUUAAACUGUUUGAACAGCAAAAUGUAAAGGCAUACUGUCUUUAACCGCAGUGAAAAUACUUUAAUUUUCUCACUUUGGUGCCUGCUGGUAUUUAAGCUUUCGGUCAUUAACAUUUGCCUGUUUUAAACAGUUUGGGUUAUUUCAGACAUGUAUUUUCAUUUCACAAGGGCUAUAUUGCACAUCUGUUUUACUUGAAUCUAUUGAACAACCUAAGUGGUAUUUCUCAUAAAGAAAAAUAAAUGAACUUCAUUUUUGCA